Pecten maximus is the source of this 1415-nucleotide messenger RNA. RefSeq lists its product as uncharacterized. Lineage: Eukaryota; Metazoa; Mollusca; Bivalvia; Pectinida; Pectinidae. The record is from RefSeq and is a predicted model, not a curated record. Bases 24 to 1157 code for a protein of 377 amino acids. The transcript has 2 exons.
ACAUUGUACAAUAUUUCUACAUAAUGGAACACACAACAUGGGCCAUACUUAUUAUUACGGUAAUCGUUUCUUUAACCCACGGAUCUAUGAGGCAACGUAACCUGAAUACUAUGGAACAAUGUGCUCAACAAUUUGAUAUCUUACGAGAAAAUAACCGACGAAACUUCGCUUUCCAGCUGGAAGAUAUCUACAGCGCAUUGUCUAAUUUGGUAAACAAUGCCGACGAAGAGAUAGCUCUGUACAAUAUUGUGGAUGAACAAUUAACAUCAAUUGCGCCUUGGAAUAUAUUACACAUUACACCGGACGAUACUGAGGGAAUAGACAAUGUGACGUCACAACUGAAUGACGUAAACUCGGCCCUGACUCGUUCCCGAUCUCGAGAGGAAAGUAACACAUGUAUCAGUUUACCGCGGAUUAGUCGUCAAGAACGCCGCCAUUUAAGUAAGAGAUGGCGUUUGAGAUGGAAACCGAGAAGAUCCCCGCGUCGACUAGACGGAACGCAUGCACGUCAAGUAAAAUACAGGAAUCUGUGCGCGACUGAAAUAUGCCAUAUCAGUGGCUUUGCUGUUUUACCUAAUGGUGAGCUGGUGGCCGCCGAUAGCUAUAACUAUGAUAUAUACAUCUACACCCCGAACCAGGAUUAUCCAAAGAGAACCAUCAAGCUCGCCCCGCUUGCCCUCGGGGAUGUUGUUUACUUCAAUGAUUGGAUCGUUCACGUCCAUGUCAGACUUGUAAAUCAACAGAUGGCCUGGCUGGCCCUGAAUUUACUGGAUUAUACCAGUUAUUUGAUAGAAAGCGACGAUCAAAGUUCUCGGAGAUGGGAUGUUCACAGUAUGUGCGAGGCGACUGAUUCAGAAACGGAACCGGAAACUCGAAUUGACCCAUGUGCAGACCCGGGCCAUUUCCAACACAGGACAACGGAUCAGUUUGGGUUUACUUAUGGCGCGGCGUACAGUGAACAUAUAGACGCCGUUGCUCCGAACUGUACUCGAUAUCCGUCCAUUGCGAGCGGAAGGUACGAUUAUAUGGUCCGGGAUAUGGUGAGAUUUGACAGAAAUAUGCUAUAUGUACGAACGGAUUCUCGAGGUCAUCGGAAGUCAUCCUCGAAUAACUUGCACGUGUUUGAAUUAUUUAAUCUGAUUAACAAUGCCAAUUAGGCAGACAUUUAGUUAGACCAGAAGGGUGUUGGAAACAAAAAUAUUAAUUCACAUCAGUCAACGCUGUAAACUUUUUACAGAAUGAUUAUUAAAAAACAGAUACAAAUAUAUAGAUGUAUCUAACAAUUCUUUAAUUGGUUAUAUCUGGUGAUGUUGUACCAGGGACGUAUAUAUAUAUGGUGAUAUUGUACCGGGGACGUAUAUAUAUCUGGUGAUGUUGUACCAGGGACGUAUAUAUAUCUGGUGAUGUUGUACCAG